AUAAAUAUCUCCCGAAUGUCUAUUUCAUCAGCUCGUGUAUUCAACAAUUUAAUUUCUACCCAUAAAAAUAUAUUCUUUUUUUCAAGACCCCUUUUAAGCUCUUUACAAAUUAAAUCUUUUUCUUCAAAUUAUAGCCCAAUAAUUACAAAAAGAUCUUUGCUUUCCACAAGAUUUUGUAGUAAGAACAAAACCCAACAAGUGUUUGGCUUAAGAUCAAUUCAAUCCAUGGCUACUCAAUCCAAGCAAUCAGUUUAUGACUUCAGUGUUAAGGACGCGAAGGGCCAAGAUGUGGAUCUUAGCAAGUUUAGGGGAAAGGUCUUGUUGAUUGUUAAUGUUGCAUCACAGUGCGGCUUUACAAACUCUAACUACCCCGAGCUAACUACCUUGUACCAGAGGUACAAAGAUCAAGGUCUUGAGAUUCUUGCUUUUCCAUCCAAUCAGUUUAAUGGACAAGAACCAGGAACGAAUGAAGAAAUUCAGGAGUUUGUUUGCACUCGCUUUAAGGCCGAGUAUCCUGUCUUUGGCAAGAUUGAUGUGAAUGGCAAAGCCGCCGACCCCUUGUACACUUUUCUGAGGUCGAGCAAAGGAGGGAUUCUUGGUGACAGUAUCAAGUGGAACUUCACAAAAUUUCUUGUCGAUAGAGAAGGAAAGGUUGUUGAUCGCUAUGCUCCAACCACCACUCCUCUUAGCAUUGAGAAGGAUAUAAAAAAGCUGCUUGGCGUUGCGUAAGUACCUACCCUGCCCCGUCAUGCGUGAUUCUCCAAUUUUAGCAAUAAAUAAGCAUCAAUAUGAAUAUGAUGAUCGUACCUUAAAUUUUUGCGUGAUGUAAUUCUAAACUUACAAGGCCCGGGAACGUAUUCACCGCCGUAUGGCUGACCGGCGAUUACUAGCGAUUCCGGCUUCAUAACUUUUUCAUGUUAUGCAACUUGUGUAAAAGCAAAGUGUUAAUGAAUAAAAUAACCUUUUACAUGUA
Molecule: messenger RNA, 973 nt
Organism: Erigeron canadensis
Lineage: Eukaryota; Viridiplantae; Streptophyta; Magnoliopsida; Asterales; Asteraceae
Product: probable phospholipid hydroperoxide glutathione peroxidase
Exons: 6
Coding region: 16-729 (237 amino acids)
Biological process (GO): response to oxidative stress
Cellular component (GO): cytosol
Molecular function (GO): glutathione peroxidase activity
Source: RefSeq, a predicted model, not a curated record